This is a messenger RNA of Anthostomella pinea, 2238 nucleotides long. The record is from the annotation of a GenBank genome assembly. NCBI's taxonomy places the organism in Eukaryota, Fungi, Ascomycota, Sordariomycetes, Xylariales, Xylariaceae.
AUGAGUCGAUUGGGAGGAUGGCUUCGGGGUUCGACCUCGAAGACGAGCAUCAACCCGAGCCCAACCGGGUCACAGGUGGACCUGCGUGCUCAAGAAAUUGCUUCGAUAGAGCAUGCCAUGAGCAGUGCUGCCAUGAUCAUGAACGACGAUAUAGAUGGCGCCGAAGAGAGGUUACGAAAGGGCGACUCGACCUUUCACUCGCUCGGCCUCGGGCUGUGUACCUUUAUGCGAAGUAUCUUGGGCUUUGAGAAAUCCAUCAUGAUGGAAGCGAGCAAUCGGCUCAACGAGUGCGAGAACCGUGCUUGGGCCGAGAUGAAAAAGGCACAGAAGGAGUCGGCCGAUACAAGGAAAGACAGGAUCUAUCCUCCUGGAAGCGAGCAUGCCUUGAUCCUUGCCGAGGCCCAACUGAUGUCAGCAAUGGUGGCAGUUCUACAUGAGAGCUUGACAGAGGGUAUCAAGGGUUUCUACAAGUUACGCAAGGCUUUCGUCACGCUGGAUGGUAUCAUGGAGUCGGAGGGUGCAUAUUUGAAGAGACGAGGUCUGGAGCCAAACGUGUCGAAGAACAAGGUUGCACCGCCGCCACCCCCAUCAGCGACAAUGCCUGGUGGAUUUGGUGACGAUGAUGACGAAGAUCUGGAGUUUGUGGACGCAGACGAAGCCCAUUCCGGGGCACAGACGCCCUUGAAGUAUGAGGGCCACCUCGCCAAGGAGACAGAUAUUGACAAGAAGUUGGGCGAUUUGUCCCUGAAUACCGACAAGUCGUCACCCGCGCCUGAAAAGGGAGUGGCCACGACUGAACAACCUGCACAUGCCGGGUUCGCAGACGGUCCCGACUCUGACAUUUUCAGCGACCCGAUCGACAUCUUCAUUCACAGCGGUGCCAAUAUGUGUUUUGGAGUCUUGUUGCUGAUGAUAUCCCUGGUUCCUCCGACCUUCUCACGACUUUUGUCUAUCAUUGGCUUCAAGGGCGACCGCGAGCGAGGCAUCAAGAUGCUUUGGCAGAGCUCCCAGUUCGACAACAUAAACGGGGCAGUGGCGGGACUCAUGCUUCUAGUAUACUAUAACGGUCUGCUGGGGUUUGCCGACAUUCUACCCACCGACGAAGACGUGGAAAAAGGCGCCGUUGUCGGGUACCCUCGGUCGAGGUGUACUGCACUACUUGCAAAUAUGCGAUCACGAUAUCCGGAUAGCGGACUUUGGCGGUUCGAGGAAGCUCGAAACCAAGGGAACCGCAAAGACUUACCUGGAGCCAUCAGCAUACUGAAGAGCAACACGGCGUCCAAGAUGCGCCAGGUCACAGCGCUCAACAGCUUCGAACUAUCCUUGGACUCGAUGUAUGUCGGCGACUACACUGGUAUGCGCGACAGCUUCCUGCGGUGUGUUGAACUCAACGACUGGAGCCAUGCCCUGUACUACUAUCUCGCUGGUUGUGCGGAAAUAGAGAACUAUCGAGACGCCUAUCACGCGGAGACCAAAGACGAGGCACGGAUCCAACUUCACAGGAAAAAGGCAGACGAGCUGCUCAGGAAAGCCCCGACAGUGGCUGGAAAGAAACAGUUCAUGUCACGACCCAUGCCCUUCGAGCUAUUUGUGGCUCGCAAGGUAAAGAAGUGGGAGGAGAGAUCCAAGGCACUUGGUGUCGAUUUGGUUGACGCCGUUGGUGUCAGCCCGACUCAAGAGAUGGUUUACCUGUGGAACGGACUCAAGAAGAUGCAAGCACCAGAGCUCGAAAAGCUCGGCCAGGCGCUCUCGUGGGAUCGACUGACAGCGUCCGAGGAAGCCCGGACUAAGAUCAAGGCUGAGACUGACGAGCAUGCCGUGCGAGAGGUGUGCCGUGCCGCCAUCAUACGAGCGCUUGGCAGGUUUGACGAGGCCAGAAGUAUACUGGAGGAAGUGCUGGUGUUAGAUAAGCUCGCCUUCAAAGGUCCCACCAAGGACGACUACGCAUUGCCGGCGGCUACCUAUGAAAUGGCCGUCCUCGCCUGGGUCGAGGGACAGAACCCCGAGCUACGAAAAGCGUCAAACACCGCAGCAGAGAAGGGUUCGGUAUCAUCGAAGACAACAAGAACAGGGGAAGAGGCAUGGAUGAGGAAGAAACUGGAUGACUGCCAAUCGUGGCUCGACAAGGUGGCCAAGUGGGAGGCGUUCAUCCUGGAUGCGCGAGUGGGCAUGCGUGUUCAGACGGGCUUGGACACUGUUAGAUGGUAUAGAAGGGAGCACGGAUGGGCUGCCGUCUGA